CCGGCUGCUUUCGUUUGGCGGAGAAGAUGGCGGCUCCGGGACCGGGGGAGUAUUUCAGCAUUGGGAGCCAUGUCGCCUGCCUCACCUGCCUGGGACAGCGCUUACAGGGAGAGGUCGUCGCUUUCGAUUAUCAGACCAAGAUGCUGACUUUGAAAUGCCCCUCGUCCAGUGGAAAGUCCCACCUCAAUGAUGUCAUCCUGGUUAAUUUAGCCUACGUGUCCAAGGUGGACACCAUCAACGAGCGCAGCGGGACUCCGCCCCCUUUAGCGUCUCUCAAUUUCAGCAAGCUCGCCAGUAGAGCUCGGGCGGAAAAAGAAGACAAGCUGGCGCAGGCGUACGCCAUCAGCGCCGGAGUCUCUGCGGAGGGCCAGCAGCUGUUCCAGACCAUUCAUAAAACCAUCAAAGACUGCAAGUGGCAGGAGAAGAACAUCGUGGUGAUGGACGACGUCGUCAUCACGCCGCCGUACCGAGCGGACAACUGCAGAGGCAAAGAGAGCAGCGCGUUAGGACACGUACGCAAAAUAGUGGAGAAACACUUCCGUGACCUGGACCAGAAGUCUGUGCAGCGCUCCCCAGCACAACAAACACAGAAGGACUCGGUCUUGUUGGCGUGAGCGCCGCCGACGCUAGAUUAUUAUUUUUUGUUUGUUUUGGGGUUUUAUUUUGUAAUCUGCCUCGAGGCUGAGGCCGAGGUCGAGGUCACCACCUCCUUCGUCCCUACCGGCGCGAGCGCUCUACACGGAGAACAAAAAAAAAAAAACAGCCAAACCCAACAGAAUAGCAGACUUAGUUUUAGAAAAUGUUUAAAUUAACGACGGAGCGUCCUUCAUUUUUUUUUUUUUCUUUUUUUCCUUUUCUCCCCCUCCCCCCAGCGUCAUUUUUUCUCUCCUGAAAUAAAUGUCCCCCACUCGUGUAUUUGCCAAGAAGAAUGAAUGAACAUCAGGCUUUCGGUUCUUUUAUGCCUUUUUAAAAAACUUAUUAUUUUUUUUUUUAUGAAGUGUUCAAACAAAAUUGAGAAAAGAAGGAAAGACUUCGCAGUUACUGGGGUUGAAAAAGUCUUUUUUUCUUAUCAUUAUUAUUAUUAUUAUUAUUAUUAUUAUUAUUAUUAUUAUUAUUUUGUAAGAGUAGACUGAAGUGAUGCGAGCGAGAUUUCCAGGGCGUGCAUAUUCACACCGCAACGACGUGGGGUGUUUGUUUUCAACGCCGCUCUGAUUAAUUUUGCGGGGAAAUGUGGAUUGAAGUCGUUCACUCGGAGGACGUGAAGUCGUUCACGGCAGCUGAGAGCUGGCAAUGCAGGGUUGGAUGUGAACAGAGUUUUGUGGAGUUUUGAGUCACGCUGCAAUUUAUUCAUAUGCUUUCAUGUAUGUUCUGUGGGUUUUAUAUAUAUAUAUACACAUGUAUGUGUGUGUGUCCGAUUGGCCAUAUCGCACUAGCCACAAGCUACUUGUGAAACCACGGCAACUGGCCGUAAACUAAAGACCACUAUUGGUCAACGUAGCGUGAAUUCAGUGUCGAAGAACAGAAACAUUUUAGAGACGCGUUUGUCGAAGGACCUGGUUUGCUUUGCCGCCGUGUGAAUGUACCACCUGACCCCGGUGUCCGAACAGAGCCCGGUUUAAAGGAAAUCUCCGCACUGAAACAUGCUUCUAUUGAAAUAUGUGAUGUGUUUCGUGACUCUGGUGACAGUCUGUCGGUCGGUGCCGUGUUCUCGUUAUUCCUGUGAGAGAUUAGCGGUUGUGUGUCGCUCUGGUGGAAGAGAGGGACGUUGUAGCUAGCGCAGUUACAAUGAUGUUCGUUAGGAGAAAAGAUCAAAGAUCUGAAAAAAUGAACAAACUCUGGACUCAAAGUCCCAGAAUUCAACGCAGCCUUACGUCACGGUUGAGACUGGGCUCGGCUAGUCGGCGAUCUAGGAGACGACGAGCGCGACGACGAGCGCGACGGAGUCGUUAGCGCGAAAACUUGAAGCUUUGGAAGCCGAUCUGUUUUGGCAGAACGUACAGAUGAGGAAGUGAGAGAGCCGGACAGACUGAAGGACUAAAGCGCCGCCGCAUCGCUCCCAUUAGAUAGAGAUGAUUCGAGGCCUAAAUCCCACUACACCGUUAUCAGCAGGCAGUCGAAAGGCAUUGUGGGUAAUUUAGGAAAACCGUUAAUGAGAGUGAAAAUAAACCAUUUGAACUAAUAAAUAAAUAAACAAACAAAUAAAUAAAUAAAUAGACAGAACACGUGUAAAGAUGAUUUAUUUUCCCCUUUUAAUAUCAUCUUUGUGUUGUGACUGUUAAAACUGGGGAAACUCCGCCCUGAUCCUCACAGAGACCUUGUGCUUGAUUCCGCUCGCGUUACGGAAUCUGUGCGGAUCGGAUUGGACGCUCAAAAUUUGGCCUGGCGCUUCUCAGACACGCCUAAACCAAGGAACAAAACAGGAACACCGAGUACCUGGUGUGUCAGGAGGUUGUGGGCGCGUCCACAUUUUAUUGGUUCUUUGGGGUUUAUUUUUUAAAUAUCAGUUGCCGGACGAGUCAUUUCUUCCUCUCGGGGGGCGGAGCGGGGGAUCUGAUAUCUCUGAAGGCUUGUAACUUGGCACAGAAUUUCUGUUCUCGUGUUUAGCUGCUCAUAACCUCUAAACGGAGGAGCGAAGCUCUUCAGUAAGUUUACAUUGUAUGUGAAAACUCUAAGCUGGCAGUGGACAUGGCUUGUGGAGAAACGCUUAGCGUGAGGAGACUCCUCCGUCAUGAUGAGAACUCGUAGUAGUAUUAUUAUUAUUAUUAUUAACACCUCAUUGUGAAGCGACGACCGUGUCUCUUCACUCCUGUACAGCAGAAAGCCUCAGCGAUGAAUUUUAACAGCAGUGUUCAUGCAAGUCCUGUGCAUUUAGCCUCCUUACAUGUUUGCACAUGGGAAGGUUUUUCUGUUUUUCGCAGUUACGUUCUCACCUCUCGGGACUGUGAACUGGAAAUUCUUCGGAACUUCUUUCGCAAAAGACAAAUGUGACAUUGUGAAUACCUCUUGCAUCAUAACAAGACCUCAUUUUUUUUUUUUCCUUCUUUUUUCCCCCCCACACCUGUCCUAACACCUCAUUCCGUGACUGUUUUUUU
Molecule: messenger RNA, 3092 nt
Organism: Ictalurus furcatus (blue catfish)
Lineage: Eukaryota; Metazoa; Chordata; Actinopteri; Siluriformes; Ictaluridae
Gene: lsm12a
Product: LSM12 homolog a
Exons: 5
Coding region: 27-614 (195 amino acids)
Source: RefSeq, a predicted model, not a curated record